Messenger RNA from Sorex fumeus (smoky shrew), 1262 nucleotides. RefSeq names its product thioredoxin like 1 (gene TXNL1). The record is from RefSeq and is a predicted model, not a curated record. NCBI's taxonomy places the organism in Eukaryota, Metazoa, Chordata, Mammalia, Eulipotyphla, Soricidae. The coding region runs from base 141 to 1019 and encodes 292 amino acids. The transcript is spliced from 9 exons.
CGGCCUUGCUUGCUUGACCUCUCUCCCGUUCCCCGCCCGCCUCGUCGACCUUUUUUUUUUUUCUUUCUUUCUUUUUUUCUCUCACAGUUUCGGAGUCUGUGGCGUCGCGGCCGCCGCCCUGCGGGGGAACCCUCGUGAGAAUGGUGGGAGUGAAGCCGGUCGGGAGCGACCCGGAUUUCCAGCCCGAGCUGAGCGGCGCGGGCUCCAGACUCGCCGUGGUCAAGUUCACCAUGCGAGGGUGUGGACCAUGUUUAAGGAUUGCCCCAGCAUUCAAUUCUAUGAGUAAUAAGUAUCCACAGGCAGUUUUCUUGGAAGUUGAUGUUCAUCAGUGUCAGGGAACAGCUGCCACCAACAAUAUUUCGGCCACACCUACAUUUUUGUUUUUUCGGAACAAAGUGAGAAUUGAUCAGUAUCAAGGAGCAGAUGCUGUGGGAUUAGAAGAGAAAAUCAAACAGCAUCUAGAAAACGAUCCUGGAAGCAAUGAGGAUGCAGAUAUUCCAAAAGGCUAUAUGGAUUUAAUGCCUUUUAUUAACAAAGCUGGUUGUGAAUGUCUUAAUGAGAGUGAUGAGCAUGGAUUUGACAACUGUUUACGAAAAGACCCAAGCUUCUUGGAAUCUGAUUGUGAUGAGCAGCUCCUUAUUACUGUGGCAUUCAAUCAACCUGUUAAGCUUUAUUCAAUGAAAUUUCAGGGGCCAGAUAAUGGUCAAGGCCCUAAAUAUGUAAAAAUUUUUAUCAAUCUACCCCGGUCUAUGGAUUUUGAAGAGGCAGAAAGAAGUGAGCCAACUCAAGCUCUGGAGCUAACAGAGGAUGACAUUAAAGAGGAUGGCAUCGUCCCGCUGCGCUAUGUGAAGUUUCAGAAUGUCAACAGUGUGACUAUAUUUGUUCAGUCCAAUCAAGGUGAAGAAGAAACAACAAGAGUUUCAUAUUUUACUUUUAUUGGCACUCCAGUCCAGGCAACAAAUAUGAAUGAUUUCAAACGAAGAACACACAUUGGCAAGUUGAGAGUUAUCAACCUGUGAAACAGUAGUUGGCAAAAAAGGAGAAAGCCACUAAGGUACAGAAGACACUGGAAGACCUUAUUGCAAGCAGAUCUACAGCUCCUGGAUAAUUGCUUGAUUCUCACCAGAGACUGUCAAUAUUCCAUUCAUUGCCAUUACCAAUAAAUAAAUCAUUGCUUUUGUUCAGAUGGUAUCACUAGUGUUUCUAUUGUAAUCUUGAUACAUGCAAUUGUAAAUAAAAGUCACUACUUUUGCCAAGCUUAA